GGGAGACGAAAGAAAUGAGUUAUUAUUUCGGAGAAAUCAACUGAACCAAUUAGUCUAACAUUCUUUUAUCCUUAUUUCUUUAGUUGUCCUGCGAGAAACACAGCUUCGAGAAACAGAAUCGCCCACUCGAUCCGAUUCCACCAUAAUCGGAUCUUUCUUCAACCAAAGUCUGUCGCCAUUCGUGGCAGUCGUCGGCGCCGGAAUUCUGCAUGUUAAUGAAAUUGUGAAUUGAUGAUGAGCGCACGAGCUACCCAGUAACAUGGCAUGAACUUUAUAUUGUUCUAUCCUUGAAGGUUAAGCUAGCUUAAAGCCUUAAACAAUACAAGGAUGUUUUCUUUGUUUUAUGGACUAUGGAAGUACCUCUUCAGCAAGAUGGAGCUUCAUGUACUCAUUUUGGGCAUUGAUAAGGCUGGCAAAACGACUUUGCUGGAGAAGAUGAAGUCAGUGUACUCAAACUUAGAAGGCCUUUCUCCCGAUCGAAUUGUUCCAACUGUGGGAUUGAAUAUUGGUCGCAUUGAAGUGGCGAGUAGAAAACUUGUGUUCUGGGACCUAGGAGGUCAGCCUGGUCUUCGGUCAAUCUGGGAGAAAUAUUAUGAAGAGGCACAUGCUGUAAUAUUUGUGGUAGAUGCUUCUUGUCCCUCACGCUUUGAAGAUGUGAAGUCUGCACUUGAAAAGGUGCUUCGGCAUGAGGAUCUACAAGGAGCACCUCUUUUGAUAUUAGCGAACAAGCAGGAUCUUCCUGAAGCAGUAUCAGCUGAAGAACUUGCUCGGUAUCUAGAUUUAAAGAAGCUGGAUGAAAGAGUUUACAUGUUUGAAGCUGUGUCAGCAUAUGAUGGGAUUGGGAUUAGGGAAAGUGCAGAAUGGUUGGUGGAGGUGAUGGAGAGAAGCAAGAGGACUGAAAUGUUAAGAGUGAGGGCUGGUGCAAUGGGUCCAGGUCCAUAGAAGGCUCUUGCAAUAUACCGAAGUGAUUUCUCCAUUCCUUUAUAGCUUUGUAAAUCCAAAUUGGAUUAUACGUGAUAAGCAGUCGUUGAGAAGAAAAGGUAUAAAGAAUAACUUGGUGCUACAUUUAACUGAGCCUUGAAAUUUUAAGCCAUGGUUUAAUUUGUAAUACAACAGUUUUACGAGAGAGGUUCAGUCUCCAGUAUCUCUUAGAGCAAGUUUUCUUCUAACAUGCCUUAUAAGCAAUCUGUCAAAUGCUGGGAGGGUCUUCUACUUCUGCCUCCGUGCAUACUUUUGCCAAUUCUAUAUUGUAAUUUGUAUGGUUCAUUUGAAUGAAUUUAAUUUGCUUUCCUAUCUGUAGCAUUAUAUAACACUGCCUUGCCAUAUAGAUCCUGGUAGUGGCGUGGUAUUCCGAAGA
Messenger RNA from Abrus precatorius (Indian licorice), 1357 nucleotides. RefSeq names its product ADP-ribosylation factor-related protein 1. NCBI's taxonomy places the organism in Eukaryota, Viridiplantae, Streptophyta, Magnoliopsida, Fabales, Fabaceae. Bases 328 to 942 code for a protein of 204 amino acids. Gene Ontology annotation, molecular function: GTP binding; GTPase activity. Gene Ontology annotation, cellular component: Golgi apparatus. The transcript has 7 exons. Gene Ontology annotation, biological process: Golgi to plasma membrane protein transport; intracellular protein transport; protein localization to organelle. The record is from RefSeq and is a predicted model, not a curated record.